CAUCACCCCCCCCCUCUCUCUAUAGCAUUGCUCCAUUUCUCUCUCCUCGGGGAGCUUGCUGAGCUUGAGCUUUGGCCUCAUCUUCUUCCUCCUCCUCGUUGCUUUUGGCUUUCUGGGGCUAUAUAAGCUUUGUGAGGAGAGUGGAAAGGGGAGAGAGAGGAGGAGGAGGUCUCGGGGCGGCGAGUUUGAACCCCCACCAAAAACCCCAUCUUUCUUUUGCCUUCCCUCGCUGCCGCUUUCAAUUCGCAGCUUGGUGUUCUUCCCCGUCUCCCGAUCAAAUGCGGCGAGAUCUGCGCGCGUGACGCCGUCGGCGCAUCAAAGACCGCUCCUUCCUGAUCGAGGGGCGCCGGCUUCUUGGAUCUUCCUGGUGCUGGUCUUGGUCAGCUCUCUGCGUCGCCGCGCCACCGGUCGCCGGAAGCUGACGGCCCUGCCGCGGGAGGAUGGAUCAGUACGAGGUGCUGGAGCAGAUUGGGAAGGGGGCAUUUGGCUCCGCGCUGUUAGUGAGGCACAAGGUGGAGAAGAAGAAGUAUGUGCUGAAGAAGAUACGGCUUGCGCGGCAGACCGACCGCACUCGCCGUUCUGCCCACCAGGAGAUGCAGCUUAUUGCAACAGUGAGGAAUCCGUUCAUCGUGGAGUACAAAGAUUCAUGGGUGGAGAAGGGUUGCUAUGUCUGCAUUGUUAUAGGUUAUUGUGAGGGAGGAGACAUGGCUGAAGCUAUUAAAAGAGCCAAUGGCACAUAUUUCUCUGAGGAGAAGCUUUGCAAGUGGCUUGUGCAACUUCUCAUGGCUCUUGAUUAUUUACAUGCAAAUCACAUUCUUCACCGAGAUGUCAAGUGCUCCAAUAUUUUCAUCGCCAGAGAUCAAAGCAUAAGACUUGGUGACUUUGGGCUUGCAAAAAUAUUGACUUCUGAUGAUCUGGCAUCUUCUGUAGUAGGAACACCAAGUUACAUGUGUCCAGAACUUCUUGCUGAUAUACCAUAUGGUACCAAGUCGGAUAUUUGGUCUCUAGGAUGUUGUAUAUAUGAAAUGACUGCACUCAGACCUGCAUUUAAAGCUUUUGACAUGCAAGCUCUGAUUAAUAAAAUCACAAAAUCGAUAGUCUCACCAUUACCCACUAAAUAUUCUGGUGCCUUUAGAGGACUUAUCAAGAGCAUGCUGCGGAAAAGUCCAGAGCACAGACCUAGUGCUGCACAACUGCUCAAGCAUCCACAACUUCAGCCUUAUGUGCUUCAAGUUCAAUUGAAAUCUAGUCCUACUCGCAACAUACUUCCUAUCCAUCAAUCUUUGACUGACAAAGUUAAGAAGAUGACGUUUCCUGGUGAUGUGGCUGAUUCUGCACACAGAAGAAUGGCCAGGAGAAUCUCUUUGGGAAAUGAGAGGACCGUGACAUUUAGCAAGCCAUCUCCUGAACGGAAUUCAGUUAGCUCUACACGGAGCAUCAAAGAAUACACAACCACUCAGAAUGUCAAAGAGCUCUCCGUUGACAGUAGUGAGGCUGGGGACGAGGUUACCAGUAAAGCUGUCAUAACGAAGACGUCAAGCAUCCUAAGGACUCCCAAGAGCUUGCCAGCCAAGACUUACACAACUAGAAAUCAGCUUGAACCUCCCAAAACAUCUUAUAUCAGAACACACCGAUCUGAGCUGCCCUCAAGAACAACUCCAAACAAAAGCACUCGACCAGCUAGAAGAGCAUCACUCCCGCUGUCAACAUAUGAAACACCCAACAAGCGCAGCAUCAGCAUUUUGGAACAACUAGACUCCCCUGAUGUCUCUGUGAAUGCCCCUCGAAUCGACAGAAUUGCAGAAUUCCCACUGGCGUCGUCCGAGGACCCCUUGCUUCCCAUCCACAAGCUCUCUCCUGCUCAUGGCUCGUGCUCCACGCCUCCAUUUAUCAACCGUUCAAUCACCAAGGACAAAUGCACAAUCCAGGUGUUACGCACGGACGGGGACAACGGGAGCGACUCCUCAGGUCGCAAUGCCACAGCUGCCUCAAGCCGUGGAUCCAAUGACUCUAGACAGCAGCGGUUCGACACUUCGUCAUUCCAGCAGCGUGCUGAGGCCCUGGAAGGGCUGCUGGAGUUCAGCGCGCAGCUGUUGCAGCAGGAGAGGUACGAAGAGCUGGGCAUCCUGCUGAAGCCAUUCGGCCCGGAGAAAGCGUCUCCCAGAGAGACAGCCAUCUGGCUCACAAAGAGCUUCAAGGAGACGGCAUCGUAGCGCCAUCUUGUUCAGGCGUGUCUAAAAUCGCCAGUUCUGUCAUUUGUAAUAUAGCUCAGGUAGUGGUAAACAAUACUAGGAUUGAGACUUUAGCUGUUGGGAGGCAACACCAUCUCAGUGUUGCUGUUUAACUCAAAGUCUACUUCUAGCUCUAGCUAGUUUCCAGUUUUUACUUUCUAGUAGGGAUCAGCAAUCAGGCAACCAUCAUCAGCAUCAGCAUCAGCAGUAGCAGGUGUAGUAGCAGAAUUGUAAGUUAAACUCAGGAUCUUGGAAGAUCUUAGACCUCUGUAAUCAUCUGGCACCUGCAAUCAUGCAGUACUAAAAAUGUAGGGUUAAGGAUCCAGUUGGCAGCAGGCUGGGUGGGGUCUCCAGGCUUAUUUCUUUGAGCAAGGUUGGGGUAUCCUAUGCCAGGAUCUCCAGAUUCAUCUUACUGAGACUUACACUACACUAUACUGAUCUUGCUCUCUGUCUGUCUCAGGCUCAGCAAACCCCACCUAAUCAUAAGAAGAGAGAAAUCUAUGUUACCCAGAUGCAUGCAUGGAAGCUGUGCAGAUCAUGUAUCACAUACCAUGUACCUACCCUGGCCUUUGUAAGCUAGACCUUAACACCUGCUUCCUUCGUCCCAAUACCCUGUGGUUGAAUUUGCAUGCU
Oryza brachyantha (malo sina) is the source of this 2864-nucleotide messenger RNA. RefSeq names its product serine/threonine-protein kinase Nek2. Gene Ontology annotation, biological process: protein phosphorylation. Gene Ontology annotation, molecular function: ATP binding; protein kinase activity. NCBI's taxonomy places the organism in Eukaryota, Viridiplantae, Streptophyta, Magnoliopsida, Poales, Poaceae. The coding region runs from base 441 to 2213 and encodes 590 amino acids. The record is from RefSeq and is a predicted model, not a curated record. The transcript is spliced from 14 exons.